AUGGCUAGUAAAACAACUUCAUCAACUGGAAAGAAAUCAGCAUUGACAGCUGAGGAACAACAGAAGAUUGUUUCGGGUUUUCAAGCAUUACGUGAUGAACAAACUCAAUUAGUACAAAAGACUCAAGAUUUAGAAAUGGAUUUAAAAGAACACGAUCUCGUUUUGUCAACCUUAUCAACAAUAACGGAUAAACAGCGUCGUUGUUAUCGAAUGAUCGGCGGUGUUCUUAUCGAACACACUGUCGGAGAAGUUGUUCCAGCCUUACAAGCGAAUCGUGAACAAAUUCACAAUGUUAUUGAAAGUUUUAAACAAAAAACAGAAGACAAAGCCAAGGAAUUAGCCAAUUAUAAACAAAAGCAUGAUAUUCACUUUUCGUAUGAACGACCAAAUCAACAACAGCAAGGAUCGAAACCUGCUGCGAAUAGUUCUGACUCGGGAACAACAAAGAAAGAACCUCAAGAUUCCGGUGUUUUGGUUGACAAGGAUAACUAA
Messenger RNA from Adineta ricciae, 492 nucleotides. NCBI's taxonomy places the organism in Eukaryota, Metazoa, Rotifera, Eurotatoria, Adinetida, Adinetidae. The record is from the annotation of a GenBank genome assembly.